UUGCAGCGGCCUCCCCCGCGCCCCCAGCCGGGCUCCCCCUGCCCGGGAACAGGACUCACCUGCUGCCUGCGGAGCCAGCCUGACAGGAGCCACUAGAUGCAGGGAGCCUUGUCUUGGAGCCUGUUGGUUCAAGGGCUCUUCCAAGGGCGCCGGAGCCGGGAAAAGCGCACUAUGACCGGGACGAGGCUGCUGCUCACCGUCGCUCUCCUCUGCAGCUGCACCCAGCUCCUGGCGGACGCGAAUUCCUGGUGGUCUUUGGCGAUGAACCCAAUUCAGAGACCUGAGAUGUACAUUAUAGGAGCCCAGCCUGUGUGCAGCCAACUCCCCGGCCUCUCCCCAGGCCAGAGGAAGCUCUGCCAGCUCUACCAGGAACACAUGGUGUACAUCGGAGAAGGAGCCAAAAACGCCAUCAAGGAGUGCCAGUACCAGUUCCGGCAGAGGAGGUGGAACUGCAGCACGGUGGACAAUACCUCUGUCUUUGGCAGAGUAAUGAAAAUAGGUAGUCGAGAGACCGCCUUCACCUAUGCUGUUAGUGCCGCUGGGGUGGUGAAUGCCAUCAGCCGUGCAUGCCGCGAAGGAGAGCUUUCCACCUGUGGCUGCAGCCGGACAGCCCGUCCCAAGGACUUGCCCCGAGACUGGCUAUGGGGUGGCUGCGGGGAUAAUGUGGAGUAUGGCUACCGUUUCGCCAAGGAGUUUGUGGAUGCCAGGGAGAGGGAGAAGAACUACGCAAAGGGGUCGGAGGAGCAGGCUCGCACACUCAUGAACUUGCAGAACAAUGAGGCUGGUCGCAGGGCUGUAUACAAGCUGGCAGAUGUGGCUUGCAAGUGCCAUGGCGUCUCAGGUUCCUGCAGCCUCAAGACCUGCUGGUUGCAGCUGGCAGACUUCCGCAAGGUGGGUGACCUGCUGAAGGAGAAGUAUGACAGUGCAGCUGCUAUGAGAAUCAGUCGCAAGGGCAAGCUGGAGCUGGUAAACAACCGCUUCAACUCACCUACGCAGGAGGACCUGGUCUACAUUGACCCCAGCCCUGACUAUUGCCUGCGCAAUGAGACCACUGGCUCACUGGGCACUCAGGGCCGGCUGUGUAACAAGACCUCAGAGGGCAUGGAUGGCUGUGAGCUGAUGUGCUGUGGCCGGGGCUAUGACCAAUUCAAGAGCAUCCAGGUGGAGCGCUGUCACUGCAAGUUCCACUGGUGCUGCUUUGUCAAGUGUAAAAAGUGCACAGAGAUCGUCGACCAGUAUGUCUGUAAAUGAAAGAGCCACCAA
Chelonoidis abingdonii (Abingdon island giant tortoise) is the source of this 1263-nucleotide messenger RNA. It is a transcript of the gene WNT5B, whose product is annotated as Wnt family member 5B. The record is from RefSeq and is a predicted model, not a curated record. Gene Ontology annotation, biological process: canonical Wnt signaling pathway; multicellular organism development; cell fate commitment. Gene Ontology annotation, molecular function: cytokine activity; frizzled binding. NCBI's taxonomy places the organism in Eukaryota, Metazoa, Chordata, Testudines, Testudinidae. Gene Ontology annotation, cellular component: extracellular region.